Molecule: messenger RNA, 883 nt
Organism: Lathyrus oleraceus (garden pea)
Lineage: Eukaryota; Viridiplantae; Streptophyta; Magnoliopsida; Fabales; Fabaceae
Exons: 1
Coding region: 246-710 (154 amino acids)
Source: RefSeq, a predicted model, not a curated record
AGUGAUUGCAAAUCAUCACACAUGAUAACAUAACAUGACCCCUCUCUCUCUCUCCUUUUCCACACGCUUUUCUUGCAAUCCAAGCCUUUAAUGUCCUCUCAUCAUAUCAUUAAUUAAUUAAUUAAUUAGUUUUCCGUUUUAACUAAUUACAGUAAUUAAUUUCCCUUUUCAAAUUAUAUAAAACCCAAACCAAACCAGACUAGUAGAGUCUCUCUACACACAACACAAAAACAAAACAGAAGAAGAUGAAUUCUGUUUGCAUAUCAAACUGUGUCAACGACGCACGUGACCCACGCGUGCCGGUUCGAGCCAAUUACGUCAACCUCUACAAAUGGCCGGAAUCGGAUGCAGAGUUUGUCAAAUCGGUCAGCUUGAACGGCGGUCAUGGUCAUCCCAGGGUGGUGGAUAGUAUCUCAUGCAGACAGAUGUAUCUUAAGAGCUAUACGUUUUCGAGAAAAGAAACCGUGCCGGAGAAAACCCAGAAAUGUUUUGGGAGGGUGAAAGAGAAAGUGGCUCACAGUGGCGGCGGCGGCGGCGGUGGUGGUGGUGGUGGUGGAAGGAAGAAACGGAACCAAGGUAGGAGAAGGAAGUGUUUGGUUUUGAGGAAAAUGAGGGAAAUUUCGUGUAAUACGCUGUUUCGGAUUUUUCAUAGGUUCUUGUCUUGCGGUGCUAGUGUUGACGUUGUUGUCAAUGAAAAACAACCAUAUUGAUAUUUUAUUUUAUUUAUGGUUUUUUGUUUUGUUUUGUUUUUUAAAAUAUAAUUUUUUGGGUGUAAUUUUUUUUUACUCUGUUUUUUUAGCUGGGUUUAAGUAUAUGGCUGUCUCUAUCUAUUUUGUACAUUACUUUUCUCUUUUUUAAUAAAGAGAUUUGGCUAUUUUUGCUU